GGGGCGGGGCUAGUGGUUGCAAGAUGGCUACAAGUGAUGAUGGUGUCUUGUUUGAAUUUGGUGGAGUGGAAUGGAGCAGCUCUCCCGUUACUUUCCAUAGGAACACGGGGAAGAAUGUUAAGCUAACAAAGAGCAACACAGUAGCCACAAGGACUAAGAGCCAUAACUGUGCUCUAGUGUUCACCAGUGAGCCAGUGGUUAUUGGACAGAUGCUCAAGGUCACUGUGACAAUGAGAGGGGGAGGGUCCCGGUGCGGACUUGGUGGAAUGGAUAUUGGCUUCACUGGAGAGAACCCGGAGGACUCGACACUGGCACGGUUAAAAUGUUUGGACUGGCAGGAUAAGCACAAGCAUUUACUGUGUACUAGCGGCUCUUCUCUCCAAUACAAGGAUGAGGAACUCUAUGAGAUGGGUUUCCACACUAAAGAUUUUGUAGUGGGUGAAUCCUUAGGAAUGUUGCUGACGCUGGAGAAGGAGGUCCACUGGUUUGUGAAUGAUGUGUGGAGAGGGUCUGUACGUGUGGAGGACUACCCCCUGGACACACCUAUGUGGGGGGUCAUGGACGUUUAUGGACAAUGUAAACAAGUCAAGGCAGAGAUGUGCACUGUGUCCAGGUACAACCCUGACUCAGAGAGGAGGCUGAGAGAGAUGGGACUAGUACAGGAUGCAACACUUCAAGCAGUGGGAACACAGUCGAUGUUUGCAAGGUUUGGAUUACCUAAUGCACAAGAUGAUGUCACUUCAACUUUACAAUCGGAAAAUGGUCAACUACAGCAACAGCUCACACAAUCACGCUCAGAAAAUCAACAACUUCGACGAGAGGUGUCAGAAAAAGGCCAAGAAAUCACUCAACUACAGCAACAACUAACACUUUCUAAUGACAUGUUGAGACAACAACAACGAUCUGACACAGAGAACCAACAGCUGGUAGGGACCCUCAGAGGACAAGUGGACGUCCUCCAACGAAGAAUGGCCCCUCUCUCAGCUACCAAUCGUAGCAGCCACCCUCAGGAGGUGGAGUUCUGGCAGGUGUCUCCAGAGGAGGUGUCUAUUAGAGAGGACGAGAUUCUUGGUCGAGGGGCCUGGGGCUACGUUGCCAAGGGAACCUUUAGAGGAACAAUAGUGGCCAUCAAACGAGUGUAUCCUGAAAUUCUACGACAGACUACGAUGGAUCGAAUUCGUCGUGAGAUUCGCACCAUGGCUCAGAUCCGCCACCCCAACCUUGUUCUCUUUGUUGCUGCCGACCUCAACGAGCAAACCGGUCCCAUGAUUGUCACAGAGCUCCUGGAUACCUCUCUACGUUCUGCCUACCAGGACAAUCGUGUUGGUCCCAACAAGCGAAGAAUCUUUAGAGACAUCUCCUCAGCUCUGGUUUAUCUCCACCGACAGAGGGAACCCAUCAUCCACAGAGAUGUGAGCUCUGCUAAUGUCCUCCUUCUCUCUCUACCCAACAACAAAUGGCUUGCCAAACUCUCUGACUUUGGAUCAGCCAACCUAGCUCGAGAUGCCACUACUCCUGGAGAAGGUGCUAUCCUGUACACUGCCCCUGAGGCCUAUCCCCAACCACCUUCAUCACGUCAACCACGACCACGACAGACGACAAAGAUCGAUGUGUACAGUUUAGGAGUGCUUGCUUGUGAAGUGGUGACUCGAACAUUUCCGAAAUCUGAACAGUUUUAUCGUCUGCUAUUGAGUAUGGAAGGUGUAUGGCGGGAGCUCCACCCACUCAUCACCUCCUGUGUCUCUCACUCCCCUCAGGACAGACCCUCCAUGGACACUGUGCUACACCACAUCAAACAAUUGGACUCUGAGCCUUAGGACAUUUAGUGUAAUUUCUAUACGUGUGUUAUGUUUCUAUUAUGCUGGUUUAUUUGUGUGAAAUAAUUGUAGUAAAGUAUUGAUUUUCGAUG
This is a messenger RNA of Halichondria panicea, 1909 nucleotides long. Its product is annotated as probable serine/threonine-protein kinase DDB_G0271682. Gene Ontology annotation, biological process: protein phosphorylation. The coding region runs from base 24 to 1817 and encodes 597 amino acids. Lineage: Eukaryota; Metazoa; Porifera; Demospongiae; Suberitida; Halichondriidae. The record is from RefSeq and is a predicted model, not a curated record. Gene Ontology annotation, molecular function: ATP binding; protein serine/threonine kinase activity. The transcript is spliced from 3 exons.